This is a messenger RNA of Linum trigynum, 5306 nucleotides long. The record is from the annotation of a GenBank genome assembly. Lineage: Eukaryota; Viridiplantae; Streptophyta; Magnoliopsida; Malpighiales; Linaceae.
GUACAACUAUUGUAUUCUAUCUCUGUGUUGAAAAAUGAAUGAGAUAUGGUUAGUUAAAAAUAAACGAGAGGAUGCCUUGAAACCAAAUAAAAAUGAAAAAAAUGAAUCCCUCAUAUCAAUUUCUCCCUCGUGUUCAUAUCCCCUUGUCUCCCGAAGCAGUCUUCAAAAAAUAAUCCUUAACUUUUUCAGUAGAUUUAUUCCCUAAAUCCAACUCCAUCUCCAAAUCCAGACCAGGCCUACUCUAUCAGACAAUCACCCUCAUAAUUAGUGGAGGAGCUCGAAGCUACUUUGUUAUUCGUCACUUCUUCAUCGAUUUCUCAGUUCCCAUUGUCGUUGCAACAGUCAAGGUGAGUGAUGACACACUAUUUAGAGUGUUUAUCACUCCCAUAGUUUAUAUAAUUUUACCCUUCUAUCAAUGCAUCAUAACUAUUUGAUCAAUGGACAUUUAAUAGACCUAGGAUGUGUUUUUGUACUAUUUGAUGUCUUCUUGAUAUGUUAUAUAUAUAUAUAUAUAUAUAUAUAUAUUAUGGGUCAGACUGGCGUACGUCAGACGUACACUAUAUGUCAGGUACUACUAAUGAGAUAUCUCUAUCUAGACCAUGAAUUAAAUCGAGUUUGAGGUAUGAUACUAUACCCUAACCUCUAAUGGAUAAACCCCAGGCACCCAUUUUCUAAACCCUAACCCAAAGUUUGAUUAAAUGAAAAACAAAAAUUGACCGUUGAGAUCGGCCGGAGCUUAUCUAACUACAUCUAACGGCUAGAUCACCUGACGUAUACUAUACGCCUGACGUACACCAGUAUUCACCAUAUAUAUAUAUAUAUAUAUAUAUAUAUAUAUAUGGUGCCUUCUACGGUACCCCGGGUGAAAUCCGGGGUACCACAUACCUUGAGUAUGAAAACGCUAUUUAGACCUCGAAUUAGCAGGAUUUUUGGCCAUGAUACUAUACCCUAACCCUUAAUGAGUGAACCCUUGGUCCUCAUUCUCUAAAUCAUAACUAUAAACCCUAAUAUGGUGCAUUGAUUUUUUUGCUUAUAUUUGGACGAAUCAUAACCGUCGAUUAUUGUUUCUAAUUUAAUAGACCCAGGGUAAAAUCCGGGGUACCGCAUAUCUUGAGUAAGAAAACGCUAUCCAAAACUUGAAUUGAUUGAUGUUCCGGACAUGAUACUAUACUCUUACCCUUAAAGAUCAAAAUCUAGGUCUUAAUUCUCUAAAUCUUAUACCCCCAAGAUCAAUUUAAUUAGAAACAAUGAUUCGAUGGUUAUGAUUCGUCCAAAUAUAAGCAAAAGAAAAAACAAUGCACCAUCUUAUGGUCUAUAGUUUAUGAUUUAGAUAACUAGGACCUAGGGUUCACUCAUUAAGUGUUAGGGUAUAGUAUCAUGCCCAAAAAUCCUACAAAUUCGAGGUCUAGAUUGUGUUUUCAUACUCAAGGUAUGCGGUACCUCGAAUUUCACCCAGGGUAUCGUAGAAGGCACCAUAUAUGUAUAUAUAUAUAUUUUAAUGGUUUUCAAGGUACAACACAACCUAUGAGAAUUUGGAUCAAGCAUUGGACAAAUCUGGCGAACCAAAUGAGCUAUGGAGAGAAGAAUAUGGAGCUUUCAUGAUAAAGACAAGGUCUAGGGACAAAAAUCCUACUAGUAACCAUGAGUAGAGGAAAAGAGAAGAACAAUGAAGAAAGACCCAGCCUAAGUAGAAGCAAGAACCAACAACGGCCCAACAUGAGCAUAUUAUUUUGAGUAGCUAUCAUCAAAAGAUCUCGUGAAAUAAUAUUUUCGGCCUAAGGCUUCAAGGUUCAUUACAAGCAGCAUCGACCAUACAAGAGAGGUGAAAAUCAAACACUUUUAAGACAUUAUAGGAAGUUGCACAAGCAUUCUUGGAUGAGUAUUUUUUACCAUGGAAGACAAAGGAGCUCAAGGAAGGGAUCUCAAGGAUACUUCAAAGAAUAGCAUAGGCAUUUCACGAUACAUAGAGCAUAUUGAACCUACUACUACAUGAGUGCCCACAUCAUUGAUUCAAGGAGUAACAACGUGCAACUUUCUUCUUCAAAAGACUUGAUGAACAAACAUCCAAAGAGGUCAACAUGAUGGCGGGAGGAAGCAUCUCUCUACUCAUUGUAGGAAAGACAAUGGAGACUGAUCAAGGACCAUGGUUGCUGACAUAGCCAGCUAGCUCUACAUUAAUGAAUUACUAAUGGAUUAUAAUACCAAGACUUAGAGCCCCAAGAUCCAUCAUCAAUGAUAGAGGAUGCCACUUCCAGAGUCAAUUCGAGAAAUCAUGUGCACAUUUGGGGAUCACAUACAUGAAUUCUACUUCUUAUCAUCCUCAUGCAUAUGAUAAUUAAAGAAUAUACAAAGAAAUGUCAAAAGAUUCCAUGACGCCAAGAUACUUAGAAAUGACUUGUGACAUAGAGAUCAAAUUUGUUGUUCAAUUCAAGAUUACGAUUACACCAUGGGAAGCUCAGAUCUAGAUAGACAAGUUCAUAUACUAUAUAUAGUGAACUCAAUAUGGAGUUGUGCAUCUUUAUGACCACCAAGGCACCAUCUUCAACAUAAAUGGUCACCGUUUAAAAUCCUAAUUCCCGCAGCACACAAUCACGUUAGUGGAGGAUAUUUCACUUGUCAACUCUAACUAAAAUAAUGGAGUAUGCCUACCUAAAAGGCACAAAAGAAAGAGCACUAUUGGGAGGUAACCCACGAAUUUUUUUGUUCAAAAUUUAUUUAUUUAUAUAAUUUAUUUGUUAGAAACUAGUUUCAAAAAUUGAUUUUCCUAUGUUCCUAGGCCUAAUAUGAAGUUCCAGGACGAAGCCCAAAGACAGAAGGAGGGAGGUGAUCCAUCAGCGGACUAGUGGCGGCCUUACCCCCGCACGAUUUCCUCAACCCAUAACACUCCUUUUCCAUCUCCAACCCAACCAUAGUUUCCAAUGAGCGUCGGCCGAAGACUUGCACCAACCAACGCUAAAAAAUCUAUUCCUUCUCAAACAUGGACUCAAAAGAGUCUGUUUCCGCAAGAAAAUGAGAGGUGGUUCCACCCAUUAUUGGGCCACCACUCCCUUAUAAGAUAGAGGGACAUCCCUCUAUUUGAUUCUUCACACCGUCACACGAAGCUACAGACAAGAUACGAUUCAAGGAGACCAAGACCCAUUCAUAGAUGAUGGUGGAGGCCAAGGAAGGAGUCUCCAAAAAAGGAGUUUCCAACAAGGAGUGAAGAGGAAGCUACCCAUGCUCGAGGAGGAGAAGGAGACGCGCAAGAAGGCUGCCACAAUGUUUCCUCGAUGGUUGAAGGUAGCAUCAAUGGUACAAAGGGAGGAAAACAUUAAUGAUGUCUCACUAGCAAGGAAGCUCGAGGUUUCGAAGCAUCCAUCAAAGAGCAGCUAUGAUGCCCUACUAGAAGCAAUCGUGAUUGUGAUGCCUUCCCGAAGUUGCACCCACUCCUCGUCUUCAACAGGCCGUGGUAAUCAUUGGAGGAAGAGUGUAGCACUGAUGAACAAGCAAACCCUAGCUCAAGGAGAACUCCACUGGACCAGCCUGCUGAAGUAUGAUGGUUAGGGAAGUCUUCAUCUAGAGAGGUUCAAUGCAGUCGACCUAGAGACCCUACUAAGCAUCAAGGGUAGAUGCAACGAGGUUCUGAUCAAGGAGUUACUAGCUUCCUUCACCAAUCACCAUCCAUAUACUUAAUUACUUAUCAAUUCACAAUGUUUAUGUAUGAAUUAUGACAAUUUAGGAGUUUAACAUUUAGUGACUUAGACAUUGUCUAUAGUAAACCUUAUAGUUUUAUAAGAGCAUAUGACUAAUUGGAUAUAAUAGAUUUGAGAACAUAUCUUGAGUUAAGAGUUUAACAUUUAGUAGCUAAGACAUUGUCUAUAGGCAAACCUAUCAUGAGCCAUCUUAUCAUAAUAAACCAAUCGCUUAUGUUAUAGUACAUAUAACCUAACAUCCAUUAUAUGAAAUAAUUUAGGAACUUCUCAUGAUAAACAACGUACUUACUACUUAUCUAAGUAUAUUAACUAAUUAGUUUGACUAUUUUUAGGGUAUGGAGUUAUACAAUUUGAUGGUAUAUAUAUGCUUCAUGAGUACACCAGUCUCACCCAUAUGGUAUAUAUAUAUGGUAAUCACUGGUGACUGGUAUACCAUAUAUAUAUAUAUAUAUAUAUAGCAAAGGCUAGCGUACACCUGUAUUCCCACAUAUUAUUUGUUCAUGGUAAUUCCGACGAAUCCCAAUUGUUGGUUUUCAUUUUAAGAUUAAAUGAAUCUCAUGAUUUGGGUUAGAAAAUUGGGGGCUCGGGUUCACCCAUUAGAGGCUAGGGUAUAGUAUCGUGCACCAAAAUUAAAUUUGGUUAAUUCAUGGUCUAAAUAACAAAACUCGAUUGGCGUACGAUAACGUAAGCAUACGCCUAGCUUGAACCAUACAUUUAAUUGAUAAUAGUAUUUUUAUGUUUGAAUCUAAUACGGUAUACAUAUUUGUGCAAACUUCAAUUUCGUAUAAGUUGAUUUUCUUAUGAGGGAGCAUACUAGUAAAUGGUAUCAUAUAUAUUAUUGAAUCUCUUCUAGGGAUGGCAAUUUCGACCUGACCCGUUUUAUCCGACCUGUUUGGUUUGUUUUGGGACGGGGCGGGCAUGGGUACUCUCAUCGACCCGACCUGUCUUGACCCGCCCCAUUCUCGACCCUUUCUAGCCUAAAUUACUUGUAAUCUUGAUCAAAUUACUUAGGAUUUUCCUUUUAUUACAUCAUAUUUUAGCUAUAAUAAAGUUAUAAAUUAGUGAAAACCUCAAUUUUUCCAAUAAUUUAACUACAUUUAUCAUAAUAUUGUUUGUUUUCUUGGUCUUAUAAUAAAAAUAACGAAUAUUUCUCAUGUUUUUUUUUAUAUAAAUUGCAUAUUCAUUGGGUCGACCUGCCGAGACCUGCGGCCUGUAAUAAAUUACCUGAACUGGAUCCGACCUCCCACAGGGCGGGUAUGGGUACCAACAAACCCGCCCCGGACGGACCUGCCCCAUUGCCAUUCCUAAGUCUCUUCCAACAACUCGAUUUGUUGAUACUAAAUAUUUUUUUUACAAAGACAUUAUUCGAAAGCUAAAUCUUGAAUUAUUGAUUGGUGUAGGAUUUAUUAUUAAACCUCUAUCAACGACUCGAUUUAUUGAUACUAACAAUUCUUUAAAAAGAACACCAUUUGAAACAGUACGAGUGUACGACUAACUAAAUCAAUAAUAGUUUGGUACGCAGAAUGAUAUUUUUGAUAUUUUUUACUACUAAUGCAUUUUAAUUUACCAAAAUUUUUUAAUUUAAGAUUAUAUUAACAAAAACUUUUUUAUCAU